Messenger RNA from Apus apus (common swift), 6008 nucleotides. It is a transcript of the gene NELFA, whose product is annotated as negative elongation factor complex member A. Bases 158 to 1777 code for a protein of 539 amino acids. Gene Ontology annotation, cellular component: NELF complex. The transcript is spliced from 12 exons. Lineage: Eukaryota; Metazoa; Chordata; Aves; Apodiformes; Apodidae. Gene Ontology annotation, biological process: negative regulation of transcription elongation by RNA polymerase II. The record is from RefSeq and is a predicted model, not a curated record.
CCUCCUCCGUCUCGGAAGCAGCCAGCGCGGAAACCUCUGGGGACAAGGACGAAAAGGCCACGGGGGUGUCCCCGCGUCCAGCCCCAGGCGAGCCCCGCCAGCCGGCUGAAGCCAGCGGAGAACCCCGGGCUGACCGUACCUGAGGUGUCUUCAUAACAUGCCCGUGGAGAAUCCCCUCUUUUUUCGCCCCGCUCCCAAGAUGGCGUCGAUGCGGGAGAGCGACACUGGCCUGUGGCUGCACAACAAACUGGGCUCCACGGACGAGCUGUGGGCGCCGCCGAGCAUCGCCUCGCUGCUCACGGCUUCGGUGAUCGACAACAUCCGCCUCUGCUUCCACGGCCUCUCCUCGGCCGUCAAGCUCAAGCUACUCUUGGGGAUGCUGCACCUGCCCCGCCGGGCGGUGGACGAGAUGAAAGGGGCACUGACUGAAAUUGUCCAGCUCGCUACCUUGGAUUCAGACCCCUGGGUCUUAAUGGUAGCUGAUAUUUUAAAAUCCUUUCCAGAUACUGGCUCCCUUAACCUUGAUCUUGAAGAACAGAAUCCCAAUGUUCAAGAUAUUUUAGGAGAGCUUAGAGAAAAAGUAAGUGAAUGUGAAACUUCAGCUAUGUUGCCGUUGGAAUGCCAAUACUUAAACAAAAAUGCUUUGACAACACUAGCUGGGCCACUUACUCCCCCAGUGAAACACUUCCAGCUGAAAAGGAAACCUAAAAGUGCCACUCUCAGAGCUGAACUCUUGCAGAAGUCAACAGAAACUGCACAGCAGCUCAAGAAGACUGCAGGAGUGCCUUUCCAUGCCAAAGGCAGGGGACUAGUGAAAAAGAUAGACACAACAACACCACUCAAAGGAAUACCAAAACAAGCUCCAUUCAGGAGUGCCUCAGCACCUAGUGUGUUUAGUCCUUCUGGAAACAGAACUCCAAUUCCUCCUUCGAGAACCCCUUUGCGCAAAGAGAGAGGAGUGAAGCUUCUAGAUAUCUCUGAGCUGGAUAUGGUAGGUGCUGGCCGUGAAGCGAAGAGAAGAAGAAAGACAAUAGAUACAGAAGUUGUGGAAAAGCAAGCCAAAGAAGAAACAGUGGUAGAAAAUGCUACCCCAGAUUAUGCUGCUGGCCUUGUCUCUACACAGAAACUUGGCUCAUUGAACAAUGAGCCUGCACUACCUUCUACGAGUUAUUUACCUGCUACCCCCAGUGUGGUGCCAUCUUCCUCAUAUAUCCCAAGCUCUGAAACACAGCCAGCUGGUUCUGCACGAGAGGCCUUGCAGACUAACAGACAGACUGAAGAGCCUGCAGCUCCAAAUGCCACCACAACGCUUCCUGCACAAUUCAAACAAAGAACACCCAUGUACAACAGUAACUCUAAUCCACCUGCAGCUACACCUACCUCACCCCUAACACCUACCACACCUCCUGCCAUUUCCCCUGCAGCACAAGCGGCACAAGUGGCCCCCCAAACUCAGCAACAGCCACCACCCAAAAAAAGCCUAUCUCUUACAAGGGAGCAAAUGUAUGCUGCACAGGAAAUGUUCAAGACUGCAAACAAAGUUACAAGGCCAGAAAAGGCUCUUAUACUUGGAUUCAUGGCAGGAUCCAGAGAGAAUCCAUGCCAAGAGCAAGGUGACAUCAUCCAAAUUAAACUUAGCGAGCAUACAGAAGAUUUACCAAAGGCAGAUGGCACUGGCAGCACCACUAUGUUGGUUGAUACAGUCUUUGAAAUGAACUAUGCUACUGGUGAAUGGACCAGAUUCAAGAAGUACAAACCUAUAACUAAUGUUUCCUAAGAGAUGCAGCAACAGCAGACUGGACCAAAUCAAGCUUAGAGUCAACCAGCUCAUAGAGUAUGACAACUGUACAAAACUGCAUUCAUGUAAACGUUUUGUAUUGCCCUCCAGGCCAGAAGUUGUGGCUCUUCAACCUAACUGGGCGCAGUGAACGCAGAAGAUGGUGUCAAACUUUUUUUUUCCUUUCUUUCUUUCUUUCUUUCUUUUUCUUCCUUUCUUUCUUUUUCUUUCUUUCUUUCUUUUUUUUUUUUUUUUUUAAAUCUUGGGAGAGGGAAAGGUGAUCUUAGGGUAGAAAGUUGUUGAUGUGGUUUUGUUUUCCUGCAGUUCAAGAUGCUGGAAAAGGAGAUCAAACUGAAAGGUUGGAGGUGGGAGCAGUUUACUUCUGAGUACCAGAAGGGAAAACUACUGCACAGUCAUUCACGGUUUACCAUUAAACAAGGGCACAGGUCUCUACUGUAAAAAUAUUUUCUUUGGCUACAAGAGUUCUAUUGUAAGAAUGGACAUUUAAAGCACUACUGGUCAGUGCUUAAUUAUUUUGUAAUUCAGCUGCAGUAUAAUUAAAUACUGCAGGUGGUAGCUGUCCAGUGUCUAAUGGUACCCCACUGUAUGUUUAGCUUAUUUAUGCUUGGGUCAUAGGAUGGGAUUGAGCAGCUUUGUUAACUUGCUAUAUUGUCAGUGUCCAUGCCCAGCAUGAGUUAAUCUAUAUUUGGCAUUAUUUGAUAUAAAGAGAAACUGAGUAUUUUAACUUCACUAUGAAAAAAAAAAAAAGGCAAAAUUAAGAAAAAAGAAAGCUAGUGGUGGCGUGUCACUGCCUGAAGUGAUAGCUCUUUACCGUGUAAGUCUUAGGGUAGGUGUUGAGCUAUGGCUCUUGCAUAGCAAACCCCUUGAACAGAGUAAAUUACCUGGGAGGAAGUGAUGCUGUUACAUCUCAAGAUCAGUUGCAGCUUAACUUAAAAAUGGCCGUAGAAAUGGUGGAAUGACACAUCUGAAUAGAGAUGGUUGGGGAGAUCUGUUGUCUGGAGGCAGUGUUAAUUUACAUUUGGUUGAGCAGUCAUAAGGUACUUGAUGGCCAAGCCCUGAUCCAAACUGUUUUGAAUGACUGUAGCUGUAGUUCUUACCAGUGUAGUGAUAUCAGUAUAAUCGCUAGUGUGGCCACAAUUAUACUGGCAUAUAAAUGUGCUUUGUACUUGUCCCCUUCUAGCAGAAGCGCAUUUUUAUCUUUAUAACUGUGUUCACACUGCUGGUAUGAUCUGGCUUUAAUUGUACAAAUAAAGCUUUUAUUUGUUGAGAGGGCUUAUGGCCAUAGUUCAGGAUUCAUCCUUUGGAGAAGUGGUUUCAUCAUUUGAAGUUAACUUGAGUUAAAUGUCUGGUUUCUGCCAGUGCUUGUAUGUGGAGCUGUGCUUGGUUGGGAAUGGUGCUUAGAAGGAAGAAGUACAAAGAUGAGUAGCACAGUGGUGGUUUGAUGCUGAGGAGGUAUCUUGAGCUGACUAGAGGUUCAUGUUAAAGUGGAACUCUUAAGACAAAAUGAGGCUAUUUUCUUUUUUUCUGAAAAGGAAGCAGACCAAAUCCCAUACAUAGACUUACAUAGUAACAAAGAUGCUUAGAUGAUUGAUUAGAGUUUUUUUGUGUUAGGGAAUUUUUAUUGCAUUUUAUUUUUAGUUUUUCAAACAAAUUAUCCAACUGGACAGGACAAUUAUAAAUAAUAAAGAAAAUCUGUGUUCUCUACAGUGUUUUAAGGCGUGACCAAAAUUAUAGAUUUCUUUAUUUUUAUUUAAGCGAAUAUACAGAAUGUUCUAGCUCCUGUAGAGGGCAAGUUACUUGGUUGUUCCUGCUACCGUUACAGAGUUGUGCAUGUAUUAGUGUGAAAGUUACUGGUGUAACUGUCACACUGGGUGUUCUCCUCCAGAUAAUUACCCCAUUUCAGAAGCAGUGUAGAUUGUGAUUCUGAUUGCAAGUUUUCUUAAACACCUAGAAACUAGCCUGACAAGUGAGGAGAAGUAGUGGGUUUUAGUGUUUAGAAUGAGUUCAGUAGAAAUGCAUCUUCAUGGUUAUAACUUACUUGGUUAUAGUAUGUUACACAGUAGGGCCUAACAAUAGAGUAUGAAAAUAUUCAUCUUUUAAAAGAAAGUUUUGAAAGAAAAGUGACAUUCCUUUUCUUGUCUGUAUUCAGAUUUUAAAAGUUUUUUAAAGCUUUCUUAUGAUGACCAGUUUUCUGUAAACACAUAUAAUACUUCUGUCUUAACUGUUCCUGCUGGCUAGAUAAGCUGCAAGUACUAAAUACAAUUUUUAAGAAAGAACCUUAGAAAAUUGGCUGACUUGAGGGGCAUUUACUGCCAUUGUAAACUGUUGAUGCAAAACUCUGAAAAUCAGUAGUGAUCAGGAGCUGCUGCGUGAUGGCUCUUUUGGCUUACUUGAGGUUGAUGGGGGUCCCUCACUAAACUGUCUUAGUCUGCAGAAGCCUGCGUUUUGGACCUGUGUGGUCAGAAUGGAGGCAGCUGUCCCUCUCCUUUUCAAGCAGCUCUUCUUGAGUGCAGUGGAGUUACUUGAGUGCAGUAGUGUGUAGGAAGCUUAACCAUGCUGCUACCUAUUUGUAUUUGCUGCAUAACAAAGGUGGUCUCCAGGCCUGUUUGUCUAAAGUCAGUUGUAUGCAAUAAAUUGAAAUUUUAAAUAGAAGCAUAGUAUAUUUUUAAUUCAGUUAAGUCAUUAGGGUGAGACAAUGUAACACUGCAAAAAUAAUUUAUUUUUAAAGUGAUUUUAUGACCCCCAAUACCAGAGCAUUACUUCAACUUGAUGAAUCUAGAAAGUUGUUUUUGUUUUUUUUUUUUAACUGCCUAAAGAAAGGGAAGCUUUUGCAACGUUGUUAAAAUGAUACAGUACUGAUACAGUAUGAAGUACAACUACAUGGAGUUCUUCGGUUAAGAGAAUGAGAUCAUGGAACCAGUGACCUCAAAGUAACGAUAAUGCCAGACAACUCAGAAAGGGCAGCAUCAGCAUUUAAAUUCCAAAAUAAUGGAAUUAUUACAUAAAGGACAAAAUUUGGCCCUGAAACUUAAUAUUUUUUUGUCUUGAAUAUUCAGUCACUUGGAUGUUAGCUAGAUUUCAUUGAGUGGGGCUCAAUGUGUGCUGUAAGAUUUAACAAAAACACUUGUUGACUCUAUAAUACCUUGCAGAUGUACUGACAAGUUGACCAGAAUAGUAGUUUAGAGUUUUCUUAAAGCUUUAUUUGUGUCCUUUCCUCCUUCCAUUUAUCCAAGCAUAAAGUUUUAGGAAAUAGCAAGCCCAAACUUCCAUGUGCACUACUGCUCCUCAGCAGGGAAGGAUGUCCCAGCUUCUCUUGCCCUUGCAUCUGUCUGUGCAGCCUAGGCAUGAUAUGAAUUGGCUUCUUUAAUCUUGGGAGGAUGGAAUACUGGAGAAAGAAGCAAUGAAAGUGGUUUGUGUUUUUCCCUGGUCUGUGCAAACUUUUUGUUCUUAGAGAAAAAAGAGCACAGGCAUGCAUAUGCAAGCUUCUUUAACAACUUGUCCUACAGCAAAGUGCUGGGUUUCUUUUAGGCUCCAUUUUCUUUAAUGAGUGCCAUGAGGGACCAGAAAGAGUGAAAUGAGUGUAAUAAAGGUGAGCCCAAGGAGGAUGCUGAGCAGGAGUUCUGGUCAUAGAUUCCAUCUUCCUUAUUGACAGAACAUUUGUUUUUUUUCAUACUCUAAUGUUCUGCAGUUAUCUCCAUACAAGAGGCUAGGCAUAGUAUGGUUAACACUAGUAUUGGGCCAGUAUUUUGUGGGUUAACUUGAUUUUCACUGGUGGCUUUGCCAUUUACUAUUUCAGUUAAAUUCCACAGGAUAUGGUGCAAUGAGGAGGAGCCUUUGGUAGUUGCUUGACAUCUCUGUGUGAAAUUGGUCACUUCCCUCACUAAGUUGUCAAAGUGCAGACCACUUAUCUAGGUGAAAGAAGUUUGAGACUUUGACUUUGUACAGUUCAAGAGUGAAUCACAUUUUCAUAGUAAGAUCUGAAAAAAAAAAAAAAGAGACUAAAAAAUGUUAAGCCAGAGCCCUCUGGGAAUCUGGUGCCUUUAACAAGAACUGUCAUUUUGUAAAAUGUUACAUCUAUAGCAUAGCCCUUAUGUUUUCUAUUGUUUGGGUUUUUUUUGUACAGUUGUAAAUUCAAAUUAUUCUGUCUUUGGGUACGUAUUUUCAGUGUAAUACAGUAUGUAUAAUAAAGAUUUAGAUUUUUCUAAGGAAA